AUGAGCAAGCAAGCGGAUUACAGCAUCGAUGGUGAUGCCGAGGGCGACGAUGAAGUUGUCCUUGGGCAGAAGACCGGCACGGUGGCCGACAAGAAGGCGAUGGCGCGGCUUGGAAAGGAACAGGUCUUCAAGCGUAAUUUUGGCUUCGUGUCAAUCUUCGGCUUUGCCCUCAUUAUCAUGGGGACUUGGGAAGGUAUCAUUCCUACUCUCGCCUUUGGUCUCGGAAAUGGAGGGCCUGGAGGUUUGAUCUGGACAUUCCUUGCGACGUGGACAGGAUUCACCUUGGUCACCAUUUCCAUGGCCGAGAUGGCCUCCAUGGCGCCCACUUCAGGUGGUCAAUACCAUUGGGUAUCUGAGUUUGCUCCUCCACAUAUUCAGAAGAUCUUGUCCUAUUUCAUCGGGUGGCUUGGUGUUCUAGGCUAUCAGGUUGGCACGACGAUAGGAGCGUACGUUGCUGGCACCUUGAUCCAAGGGCUCAUCAUCUUGAGCAAUCCAGACACAUACACUCCCAAGCGGUGGCAUGGGACAUUGAUGGCCAUAUGUAUCAGCUCAUGCGUGGCCGUAUUCAAUACUUUCUUGGCGAAACAUCUCCCGUUGAUAGAAGGCAUCAUCUUGGUUCUUCAUCUUGCUGGAUUCGUUGCGAUUAUGGUUCCACUCUGGGUAAUGGCUCCUCGGAGUCCAAGUUCACAAGUGUGGACACCAUUCCUGGACGAGAACGACUGGGGAAGUGUGGGACUGGCAUGUAUGGUCGGCUUGAUUACAAGCGCUGGUGCCCUGGUGGGAGGGGACGCUGCAGCGCACAUGGCCGAAGAGUUGAAGAAUGCAUCCAAGAUUUUGCCCAGAGCCAUGAUCUGGACAGUGAUUGUCAACGGCGCCCUAGGCUUUCUGAUGCUCGUUACGUUCCUGUAUACCCUUGGUGAUCUUGGGGAGGAUCUUGCCACUCCAACCGGAUAUCCUAUCAUUCAGGUCUUUGAUACUGCCACGGGAUCUGCUGGUGGAGCCUGCGGCUUGACUGCCAUCUUGAUCCUUCUCGGGGUCUGUGGCAACCUAACGACGAUGGCGGGCUCAUCUCGCCAGCUGUUCUCGUUUGCUCGUGAUCAAGGAGUUCCAUUCAACAGAUGGCUGUCCCGAGUGCCCCCUGGCUACGAUGUCCCCGUCAACGCGAUCCUGGUGUCGGCACUCUGUUCGUGUGUCUUUCAUUGCAUUUACGUUGGGUCUGUGGUGGCAUUCAACAUCAUUCUCUCCAUCGGCACGGUGGCGCUCCUGUCUUCAUACAUGGUUUCCAUUGGCACAAUCACUUGGAAGCGUAUACGAGGCCACCCUCUGCUCCCAUCGAAGAUGUCACUGGGAAGGUGGGGGCUUCCGAUCAACAUUGCCUCGAUGCUCUUCUGCGCCGUGGUAUAUGUGUUUGCGUUCUUCCCGUCGGCGCCUAACCCGCCAGCGAUCUCAAUGAACUGGGCCAUCGUGGUGUAUUCCGGGGUGCUGCUGACUGCUUUGGUGUAUUACUUGGUCCAAGCGAGGUUUAACUACGUUGGACCAGUGACCUAUGUCAAAAAAUCCAUCUAG
Exophiala spinifera is the source of this 1566-nucleotide messenger RNA. RefSeq lists its product as uncharacterized. The coding region runs from base 1 to 1566 and encodes 521 amino acids. The transcript has 5 exons. Gene Ontology annotation, biological process: transmembrane transport. Gene Ontology annotation, molecular function: transmembrane transporter activity. Gene Ontology annotation, cellular component: membrane. NCBI's taxonomy places the organism in Eukaryota, Fungi, Ascomycota, Eurotiomycetes, Chaetothyriales, Herpotrichiellaceae. The record is from RefSeq and is a predicted model, not a curated record.